AAGUAAGAAUUGUAGCCCGUCAUAUUUUGUAGAUAUAUUAAUUCAUCUUUUAUCACUAUAGUAUGCAAUAUGCAUAGAGUAGAUAGUUAUUUGCUAUUAUUUACUAAAGGUAAAUAUUGAUAGCUUACCUAAAAAAAAAUAUGCCAUAUUGUUACAGUUUAUUUCUUAAACAGUUGUUCAAAUUAAUUCAUUUUUAGUUUAUCCAUCGUCAUUUUUAAGACGAUUGUUUUUUAAAAAAAUUAUCACAAUAUUUUAUUCUGAAAAUAUGGUAUCAUCAACCGAUAUUUAAUGAUUUAAAUACAUUCAAUAAUGUGUCAACAGUAUUACUAAAAAUUUUCAAAAUAUUAAUGAAGUGAUCAGCCUACAUCAGUCAAAAUCCAAAAAUGGACAAUAUAAAUAUCACAGAGCUGGCCAUUGAACCAGUAGAAAAUGUCACAAGAAUUUUGACCAGAGAAGAACAAAUGAGGGAAGAACAUAGAAAAUUACAUGAAUUGCAUAAAGGCCAUGAGUCAAUGCAUGCUGAGAUGCUGCUAAUUUUAAUGAUUACCAUGAUUGUUGCACAAAUAGUUUUAAUAGAAUGGAAAAGAAGACAUUUUAGAUCAUUUCAAAUUGUGACAUCUUUAGCGUUAUGGUUAAUACCAUUUAUAAUGUCCAUUCGUAUGUCAUAUUGGAGGUUUAUUGUAUUUUGGACAUUAUUUUCAUUGAUCACAGGGCUAGUGGUACGAAAAGCUUUAGAAAAACCUUUACAAGGAUCAACACCUAGAUUGGUGUACAAAUGGUUCUAUUUCAUCUACAAACUAACAUACGUACUUGGUAUUGUUGGAUACUUUAUCAUGGUUGCUGCAUUCUUUGGCAUCAGUGUUGUAUUCAAURUUAACCCAGCUGUAUGGAUGGAUUAUGGAUUAAUGAUUAUGUACUAUGGGUUGUAUUUUGGUGUCUUAGGACAAGAUAUUGCCGAGAUAUGUGCAUCUAAAAUGGCUGCACACUUGGGAUAUUAUACGCCUCAAGGAAUGCCAACUAGAAAUUUGGAUAAAAAUAUUUGUGCUGUGUGCGGUAACAAAUUGUUAGUUAAUGCUGGCGAAGAAGGUAUAAUUGAGUCUACUUUCCAAUUAACAUGUGAUCAUACAUUUCAUGAAUUUUGUAUUCGGGGAUGGUGUAUUGUUGGUAAAAAACAAACAUGUCCGUAUUGUAAGGAGAAAGUUGAUUUAAAAAGAAUGUUCCGUAACCCAUGGGAAAAACCUCAUGUUUUGUAUGGUCAACUAUUGGAUUGGUUACGUUGGUUUGUGGCUUGGGGACCAAUUAUAAUGAGCAUUAUACAAUUUUUAAAUUAUAUUCUUGGACUGAAAUAG
Diuraphis noxia (Russian wheat aphid) is the source of this 1349-nucleotide messenger RNA. RefSeq names its product E3 ubiquitin ligase RNF121. Gene Ontology annotation, biological process: ERAD pathway. The record is from RefSeq and is a predicted model, not a curated record. Gene Ontology annotation, cellular component: Golgi membrane; endoplasmic reticulum membrane. Gene Ontology annotation, molecular function: metal ion binding; ubiquitin protein ligase activity. Lineage: Eukaryota; Metazoa; Arthropoda; Insecta; Hemiptera; Aphididae.